Messenger RNA from Polychytrium aggregatum, 780 nucleotides. RefSeq lists its product as uncharacterized. The record is from RefSeq and is a predicted model, not a curated record. NCBI's taxonomy places the organism in Eukaryota, Fungi, Chytridiomycota, Chytridiomycetes, Polychytriales. The transcript has a single exon. The coding region runs from base 1 to 780 and encodes 259 amino acids. Gene Ontology annotation, cellular component: cytoplasm; nucleus. Gene Ontology annotation, molecular function: RNA binding. Gene Ontology annotation, biological process: mRNA processing.
AUGAGUGAUUUCGAAGAACUCCAGUCCUACAAGUACCAGCUCUCCCAGGUCGACGAGGCCCUGGAGAAAGACCCCGAAAACGCCGAGCUCCUGAAGCUCAAGUCUGAUCUCGGCGAGCUGAUCACUCUGUAUACUUCGCUGACCCAGUCUGCCUCUCCGCCGCGCGCUGCUGCCCAGACACCCGCUGCGGCUUCCUCCCGGGACAACCCAAAGCCCUCCUCGGCUUCCAAAAAGUCUCUUGCCAAGGGCCAGCAAGUCCAAGCCAAGUGGAGCGGCGACGGCAAGUUCUACGAGGCCACCAUCGUCGAUGUUCCCCCGAACGGUGAGGAGGUGGCGGUCGUGUUCAGCGGAUACAACACCCGCGAGUCGGUAAAGCUGACGGAUAUCCGUGACGCCUCGGCCGCCCCUGCUGCCCGAGUCAACAUCGUUCCGUCUCCUCCGUCCGAUCCGUCCUCCGACGAACGCAAGCGCGAGCUCGAGCGCGAGGCCCGCGAGAAGGAGAAGCGCAAGCAAAAGAAGCUCAAGCUGAUGGAUUUCAUCGAGAAAAAGUCGGCCGAGCAGAGCGAGAAGCAGAACAACUGGCUCAGCUUUGCCACCAAGGGUGGCGACUCUGCCAGCAAGAAGAAGAAGCCUGUGCAGGUGACCUCCGUCAUGCGAAAGAAGGGCUCCAUGUUUGCGACCUCGGACGAUCCCUAUGCCAAGGUUGGCGUCAUUGGAUCCGGCAAGCCCAUGACGCACUUCCAGCAGCGCGGAAAGCACAUCUUCGACGCCAAUGCCUAA